Wallemia ichthyophaga EXF-994 is the source of this 2952-nucleotide messenger RNA. RefSeq names its product SIT4-associating protein. Gene Ontology annotation, cellular component: cytosol; nucleus. Gene Ontology annotation, molecular function: protein phosphatase regulator activity; protein phosphatase binding. The transcript has 3 exons. NCBI's taxonomy places the organism in Eukaryota, Fungi, Basidiomycota, Wallemiomycetes, Wallemiales, Wallemiaceae. The record is from RefSeq and is a predicted model, not a curated record. Bases 1 to 2952 code for a protein of 983 amino acids.
AUGUAUUGGCGAUUAGGAUUCGGGGUUAAUAAAGAGAUUGAUCAGAUACUCGAUAACCAUAACGUCGAGCUUGAAGAGAUCCUACAAGAAGAUUCCGUCGUACACGAAUCUAAAUCUCAUAAUUACAGACUGAUAGAGUAUUUGACACUGCCGCAUAACCUCAGAAAGCUUCUAAGCUACUCUAUUGGCAAGGCAACAGUUGAUGACGACAGGAAUAAGCUGAGAUUCCCGUACGUGGCCACCGAGAUAUUGUCCAGUGAUAUUCCUGCGAUACACAAUACUCUACUAGAGCCUUCAAAUCGCAACGAGUACAUACAGCCAUUCUGGGAUUUUAUUAUCAACAAGUCCACCCAAGAGUUGAAUGAUUUAAACCCCUUUGUCGGCUAUUGGGGAAAAAUAUUGGCAAAAUUGUUAGACACUAAGUCAGAUCAAGUGGUUGAAUUCCUCAAAGCUCAACCAUCUCCUAUAGAUUCGUUCCUCAAACACAUUGAAACUCCCGUUAUCGGUGAUUUACUAUUUAGAUUAAUUGUCUCUGAUCACCAUAACUCAUCUCUCAUUGAGUUUUUCACUCAAUCAGAUUUCAUACCAAAAUUAUCAAAUAUUCUCUCUUCAGAAUACUCAAAAGAUGCUCAUUUAGCUGUUUCUGACUUGAUGAAAACUGUCAUCACAUUCUCUGCACCUUCUCCGCCUGCAGCCAAUGGUGAUAAUCAAAUUUAUAUUUCAAACAACUUGGCAAGACAGCUUGCAAGUGAUGACCUGGUUAAUAAGCUUAUCAAUUUUAUCCUAGAUGACGUUCCAGUUGGCAACAAAGUCGAUAGCGGCGACAUAUCCACAAAUCACCUUCCUGAUUCUAUUAAUGACUCGAGUAAUGAACCCAAUAAUGAGAAACUUGCAUCAGUUACUUCUUCACUCAUCUCCAUCUUAUCCAUUUAUAUAGAACUCAUUAGAAAAAACAAUGCUGAUUUCAGCGAACCGCAUUUAUUCCACACACUUAGAAACAAACUCAUUACCAUACAACAAUCUCAGCAUCAAGAGUCUAUCAACAGCCUCAACGAAGAUGAUACUAGUAGCGUGAGUAACAUGAGUAACCUCAACGACGAACAGUUGUCUAAAAAGGAAGAAGAAAAGGAACAGUCUGACAAAGACACAUUAGAGGAAGCAAUGAAUCAAAUGUCUCAAUCUAUCGGUAUAGUACAUUUAGGCUCGAUAUUGAAGGCUUUCACGAAUAGAUUGUCAGACUUUCAGAGCCUGCUCAAUCAUCCGCGCAGCUACAAAGGCAUGAUCAUGUCUUCAACUGGCCCUAUCAAGCCUCUAACAUUUGAGAGGUUCAGGAUAUGUGAACUUUAUGCUGAGUUGCUCCAUUGUUCGAAUAUGGCCAUCUUCAAUAGACCAGCGUUUAACGGUCCACACUAUGACGGCUACGGGAGGCUGAUUGGUGGACUGGAAGCAUUAACACAGCUAUCGCGAGCACUGUCAGAUAGCGAGGAAACGGACGAAAAUGAGGAAAUGGAAGAGAUACCCGUAGACGCACCUCAUUCAGACUCCACUCAUUCGGACUCUACACAUCCACACACACCCCAUACAGCAGAACGCUCUGAGAAUACUCAACAACUACCACAAUCAACGUCUAGUUUGUCCAUACCUCACGCUCACACUGACGAUAACCAAUCGACGCAACUCACUACAGGGGAGAGUCUUAAGAAAGCGUUGAUAAACAACGGAAUUCUUAAAACGCUCACAGACCUCUUUUUCGAGUACGCUAGCAAUCCAUUUCUGCACAACGUAGUCUACGACGUGAUACUGCAGGUGCUGAAUGCACCGUUGGAGCGUGGACUAAAUAUGGAAGUCGCAGUGUCUCUUUUUAACGAUGCUCGCCUAAUAGAGAAACUGUUGAUUGGGCAUGGCAAGGUGAAGGAGAGCGUUGAGAGGAAGACACCGACACCCGGCUACUCAGGACAUGUGAUGCUCAUAGCGGAUGAAUGUCAGAAAGUGUUUGAAAAACACGACACGCUCUAUGAACGCAUCAAGACGUCCUUCCCACAAGACGAAUGGGACGCGUUUGUGCAAGGACCACUAAGAACUGUACAGAAUCUGGAGAAGGAGCCGUUAGGAGGUAUACGUCCGGAUACUAACCCAUUUGGUCAGUAUGGUAAGGUUGAAGGAGACCAGGACGACAGUGAUAGUGAUGAUGAUAUCGGUUUCAUGAGUGCUGGAUUCGGAAGCAGCUAUCGAAGCCUGAGUGGACAGUCGCAUGCCAAUAUCAAUUUCGACGAGGAUGACGAUGACGAUGACUCUUUCUUCAGCUCGUUUAGCUUCAAAGGUGCGCAUCCGCAGUCGCAGUCGCAGUCGCAGUCGCAAUCGCUGGAUGAGGAUGAUAUGAAUGAAGUGGCUGGUGGAGGUGCACAACUCAGCAACUUUAUGAACACAGAUGACGAUGAGUUUGGUGAUUUCACCCAGGGCGGUAUGGAUGACGUCGAUCCGUUCGGUAUGCCGCACUGCAGCAGCUCUGGUAAUCCAUUCGGCGACAAUUUUGCGCCUGCAGCUACACAAAACCUUACACCAGCAGACUGGUCGCGGGACUUUAAGGAGAGUGUAGACAGCGAAGGAGAAGGAGCUGCAGACAUAGUCAGCACUAUCACUAUCCCUGAUUUCGACGACGACGAACACACGGAACACUCAGAACACAUGGAGGAAAUGGAUCACCCAGAGCACUCGCAACACACUCAGAACAUCAAUGAUGCCAUUAAAGGUCUUAAGAUAGGCAAAGUAGUUGAUGAGCGCGAGGCGUCGUCGCAAGCUGACCUCGACACUGGGGCGCCUCUAGGACCUGGCUCUAACGCGGCGGCGGAAGUGACGGACGAGUGUGUCAAGCGCGAAGUGGACGGCGUCGUAGUUGAGGCGCCGAAAGACGACAUGGUGCUGAUAGCCGAGGACAGUGCAAAGACGGAAUGA